Messenger RNA from Chaetomium fimeti, 940 nucleotides. RefSeq lists its product as uncharacterized. Lineage: Eukaryota; Fungi; Ascomycota; Sordariomycetes; Sordariales; Chaetomiaceae. Bases 54 to 809 code for a protein of 251 amino acids. The record is from RefSeq and is a predicted model, not a curated record. The transcript has 3 exons.
AAUUGGGCUUCUGCAUCUCGAAUUUACCCCACGACUCGGUGCUCUGUUGCGGAAUGGACAUUUACGACAAACAUCAAGAUGGUGAUGAUCAAGGUGACGGCCGCCAGAGUUACUCGAGCACGCCCACCCCACAAUGCCCACCGCUGCUGCCACCACUGUUGUCAAUUAAUCGACUCCUCGCGCUCCAUUCCCGCGAACGAUUGCUAGUUCAUCCGCUGCGCUGGACUGACCGGCAGCCGGCCCUCCUUGGCUGCCGCAUCCAUUCCCACCACGACGAAGUCACCAACGCUACCGCCAAAGAAAACACUCGGGUCGCAUCGUCCAAAUCAAAUCCCUUCACCGACCGUCUCGCCAAACGACUGAAGUGCGAAAUGGGCCCGGGAAAUUUGGUUGGCACCACCGCACAACUCCUCGCGCCGCUUGACGCUCGCCUGUGCGUUAAGCUAAACCGGACUGUCAAUUUUUACUUCGAUCGACGCCCAAGUACCUGUAUUCGGGUCUGCUGUGUGUCAAUUCCAAUGCCGCAGCCCGACAUUCUCACCUUGACAUGCCUCGACUUCAACGAAACCAUGUUGGAGAGAGAGUUCUACUUUAGCCCGUCGGAGAACCCUCGCCACAUGGAUUGGGCGGGAUUACGCCGUGCUGACACCCUGAUAAAACUCCAUACCCCCAAGGAUCCUCAAAAAGAUCCGUUUGUGGUUGCCCUCGUUAUCGCCGUCGCGCAAGGGGAGCGCCGGCAUGCACCACAACCACUGCCUCCCGACUCCAGCUUCACACUGGGCCUCCUUCUUGACUUUUUCGAGUUAUAACCACUAACCAACAUCGGGGUUGUCUUCUAGCCCAGGUGCAAGCUUCCUUUCUUGAUAAGCUGGAUUACCCCGGUAAGGAUCCCGCGGUUAGCUCGAGCCUCGGCAUAGACCACUGGCACAUUCCAGCCGAG